AUGAGUUCACAAACACUAGAGAUAUUGCGCCAAGGUGUUUGGGCUUCUUUGACAGGAGGAUGGUUCUAUGAUCCACAUCAAAAUUUGUUUUGCAACACUGUUCACUUAUACAUUUGGCUUUUUUUAUUAUGCUUACCGUUUUCUGUAUACUUGUAUUUCCCACCAGCAAGUCUUGGUUGGAUCACAUAUUGUGCACUAGUGGCAUUAUUAUUCACAUGCCUUAAACUUUUGAAUCAUGGGCUCCAUCAUAUGUACGAUACCAGUGAAUGCAUAAUCAUUCAACCAAGUGGUGAUACAAACAACUCUAAUAAUAACAUAGUACCUGAAGAGGGCAUGGAAAUGCAGAUGUUAAGACUAGGAGGCCUUGCAACAGCUGGUAGUGACAAUGAAUCUGUGACUUCUUUAGAAUAUCACAAACCGAAUAAUAGUACUAUUGAUUUAAAAGUGGAUGUUCAUCGAAAAAACAGUUCAGAAUCAAGUAUAGAAGACAGUGCUACAUCUACUAAACAGCCAGAGAUUGUGGCUGCUACAAAAUCAGAUCUAUGUGUUUCGCAAGUUGCUGAUGCCCCAGGUCCUUCAAAAUCCCGUCCACAAAAUCGAAGUAGGUCGAAGUCUGGUCAUAAACGAGAACAUAGAACUAAGAAUAGGAGAACGCAGGGAAAUAGAAUAGAUGAACUAAUUGCUGAAGAAGCUUCUAAAAAUCCACGUCUAGAUAAUAACUUACCCGUUCAUAUGUUGGUAGAUGAAGGACCUUUUGCAAAAGUGAGUAGGCGUUAUCACGAGUGCUCUCACAGACGAGGUUCUAGCAACAGGGACUUUUUCAAAGAAUGGCUGUAUUUAGAUGGAAGUGAAGCAACUGGGGAACCUUAUCAAUCCAAGUUCGCUCGCCACCUAAGUUCCGAUUCUAGAGAUAAUUCGGAACCAAAUGUCGGCCCACCCUCCCCAAAAAAACGAAUAGCUCAUAGACGAAGAUAUAAUAAUUAUCCAGAUGAAAGUUGCACUAAAUCUGCUAUGGCUUUAGCAACAGCUCAACCAUCUAACAUGCGAAGAAAUUGUAAUUCCACCAUGUCCACUAUACAAUUACCACUUUUGAACUCGACUGCACAACUGGUGUCCCACAUGAGAAGACAUUCAAAUAAUGCAGAUACAGGGUUUUUCGCUAGUGUAGAACUAGGCGAGUACAUGAUGGUUAAAGCUGAAGCACCUAGUGGUGACACUGAUAAAAGUAAGGGUAAAAGUCCAGGGGUGCGACGAAUAAAAAGUGCCGCUUUAGAAAUUGGAUGCCCCCCUCCAAGUGUAUCUAACCUUUCGCCUCAUCCAAACAGCGCUGAAACUAUCGGCGGGCAGAUGCUUAAAAAUCCUAAAAGUGCAGUUAUUCCGCCACCUAGUAAAAGUCUUACACGUGGGCCACAUUUGAACCUAUAUCCUAAAAAUGAAUCUGGCGAAGGCUGUAGUUAUCCAUACCUUACGUAUGGAUCAGAAAUAGUCUAUCCCAUAGCUGAAAUUUCAGAUGAAAUGCAAACUUCUCAAAAAGAAACUGAUUUAGAUUCUAGCGGAGAAAGUUACAGCGAUUACGAUGAUGACAAACAAUUUCGUGGAUUUGACUGGGAUGCUGAACAGUCACCGGCUGUACGAUCUAGUGAUUCUGAUUUUGAAAAUAAUGGUUCUAGAUCUCCAUUAUUAGAUCGAUCUACAGAAGUCAGAGUUGUUCGUACGAAAAAUCAUAGUGACUGUAAGAAACAGUGUUGCGAUCGACAUCCCGGGUCGAAGCAUUAUUCUGAUUGCACCAAUGAAAAAUCUAAACCUAUAAGACUCAAAAAAGUUUCCAAAAGUGAACCUCAUUAUGAAAGUAAACGACCAGACCGACAAAUAAGCGCUUGUGACUGUAAAUCUAAUCCAAGUACUGAUUAUUUCGAUAAAGCCAGUGCAAGCUCAAAAGAUUUUUUAAUAGAAAAAUCUAGUUUAGAAUCAAAUGAAAAUGGCGACCAAUCGAUUAAAAAGUCAGAAGCUAGAAAAAUAACAGAAAAGAAACCCUGGGACCAUGAUAUAUCUAACUCUAGUAGUAGUAGCGACACUAAUUUAGACAGGACUUUGGAUAACAAAGAAGAUAAAAACACUGUACCCGAAACGGAAGAAUCACAAUUAACUUGUGACAGUAAAAGUGCUGAUGAGAGAAGCGUAUAUAGUAUAGAUUGGUUAUUUGAAGAGACCAGUCAGUUUAAAGUUAGUUGCUGCAAAGAAACGGAAUCAUGCUCGAUUCCAGCUGAAGAUGUAUUAUGUCAAAAAUUACCCAAUGCUUUAGGUGAAUCGUCUUCCAACGUUCCAAAAAACUUAGGUGCCAUACCAAAGCAGAUAAAAAAUUUAGCACGAUCACGAGCUUCGUCGCAAAAAGAGAACAAGAAGAGAGAUCCUAAAGAUGUUAAGAUGGAAAAAGAUGAAAAUAUCGAUGAUGAUAGGAUACUUUUGGAUGCUGUAGAAGCUCAAGCUGCUUUGGUUCAAGGUUUGGAAUGUUUGUUUGCAGCAACCAAUGCUAAUACGGUAGUCAUGCCUCCUCCAAAUCGAGAUGAAAGAUCACGAAGUCACAGGCAAAGUAUACGAUGUGAAAGAGAAAACUCCCAUAAAACAAGAAAAAGAUCUAUAGAAGAAGUUGCUCAAACCUCGACUAAUACUUUACUCCCAACCUCUAUGCCUUUAUUAGCCGCAUUCCUUAAUUCUAGGGUAGAUUUUAUGCCUUGCUGUCCAGCAGAUAAUAAUGCUCCUCCAGAGCCUGCCCAACCAGCCGAAGAACUACCAAGGAUGCGACCUUUAAUGGAUCGCAAUCACAGAAACCGUGUUCGCAAAAUAAAGAGGUCUACUCGGCAGCGUAAUAAUCCUUCACAAAACAAUCCAGAUAAAAAAGAUAAACAAUCUAACACCGAAAAUUCUAAUAAUUCUACAAAUGUACAUUUCGCAACUUCGUUUGAUGACACUACUGAUGGAGCUAUACAUUGUUUCAUGGACGAAUAUGGAAAUUGGAUGUCUUAUACCUUUGAUAAAAACAGUUCAGGAAGAAUACAAGCUCAACCAAUACAAAUACCUGAAAGGGAAGAUAAACGAAUCAAUAGAGUCAAACCUAUUGAAAAUCCUGACAAUUCCCAAGAGACACCAGGGGAAGGAAGUUGUGGGUCUUUAGAAUCUGAAGCUGGAAAUAGCGAAAACAUACCGAAAAAACGAGGUGAUAGCAUAGAUCAAAGUUCCUCAAACCAGGGAAGUAAUAACCCUCUUUUGUCCAGUAACAACAAUGUAUCUGCAGUUGUUCCGAUAAAUACAAAUAAUGCGAAUAAACGCUUUUACGUUUUCGACGGUGGAACUGGUUCACACACGGAUCAACCUAGAUCACCAGUGGCUUAUGUUACUGAUAGUUUGUUAGAGCAAAUUGAGGCAGAAAGGCAGUCUAGGAUGGGGUUACCCAGUAUGCAUAUCAAUUUCCUGAUGAGUCAACAAAGAGCCCAACAACAAGCUCAGCAGCAAGCUGAAACAAUAUCUGCAAAUAUACCAAGCUUGAUGCCGUCGAUAGGUGAAGAAAGCGUAGAAAUUAACAUAAGAAGUAAGUUCUCUAAACUCAUGGAUGAAAUAGAGAAAGCAAAUCAACCGAAACCCAAGAGUUAUUACAAAAUGAAACUUUCUAAAUGUCUUGAAAUAAAAGUAACAAUGGACCGCCUCAAACUUAUGGCCCUUUUCGAUCGAAAUCUGACAUUCAGAGAAACAUUUAUUUCUAUUUUGUUGGCAAUUUUAGUUGCUGUAUUGGGAUCUAUGGUUUUAAAUCUUGGAUUUUACCGGGAUAUAUAUGCAUUUUGGUUUUGUUUUAUUAUGGCGGGUAGUCAGUAUUCUUUACUGAAAAGUGUUCAACCAGACUCAGCAUCACCUGUGCAUGGAUUUAAUAAAAUGGUAGUGUUUUCAAGACCCGUUUACUUUUGUCUAUGUGCAGGAGUAUUAUAUGCAGUGAAUAGUUUUCUCGGUCAAACCGCCCCAUAUACUGACGAUAGCCAUAUCAGAAGCCGAAGAAGCACAGAAGAAGCUAAACCUUUCAUAGUAUAUGGAUUUGAAUUAAACGAAAGAGAGUUCUUCUUUGUUAUACAAGAAAUAUUAUCGAAGUUUUUACUUUUUUUUCCAUUAGCAUUCAGUUUAGGUCUUUUUCCACAAGUCAACACAUUCUUGAUGUAUUUAUUAGAACAAAUAGAUAUGCACAUAUUCGGUGGAAAUGCUACAAGCAGUCUCAGCGCUGCAAUGUACUGUAUUGUACGAUCAUUAGCAGCAAUCGGUGUCCUAUAUGGAUUUGCUUAUAGCGGUUUGGUAGAAGGUAAAAAAUCACAGCACCAAAAACAUAAUAUUCUCUUUUCCAUAUUUUGUGCACUUGUUGUGCCGAUCGCAUACCAUUUAAGUCGGAGUGCAAGUGAUUACACACUCGUUUGGAAUUUGAUUAAGAAACAUCUGUUACCACCUGAGCUGUAUGUCAUGCACACUCCGGAAUGUACUCCGGAUAAAGAGGAACACAAUACACUAACAGACGAUAAGAAGAACAAUUCUGAGAGUAAUAUAUCGAAACAAAAUUCGAUAGGAAGUUCGGCGUCCAAAAUAAAUUUCAGCUCUGAAACUAACAUAGCAAAGACUCAAAAGCGGUCGCAGACGUCCAGUGUCAGUUCGUUGAAGAUGGACCCUCGGGCUGGGGACUCGAUGAACUCAACUACUUCGUUGAAAGCCGAUCCUCCAACGGAAACGGAGGACAAAUCGCGCGAUUCGAACACGAUCAAUCCUAACUCUAAUAACAAACAAGACGGCGGUACUGACAAACCAGAAGAUGAUAUGGAAGAUCCCUUGCCUAAAAAGUUGCAAGCGACAGUCAAUGCCCGCCUGAAGAAUGACGUCAUCGUUUGUACGUUUCUUGGAUUGUUCGUGUUCGGACUCCACUGCACAACAGUUUUCACUACUCUCAGGCCCCAAUUGAAUACGGCAUUAUGGAUAAUCGCGGGCAUACUUGGUUGGGUACUUCACUAUCUGACGCCGCAACUGCGCAAGCAGCAGCCGUGGCUGUGUCUAGCGGGGCCCGUGCUGCGGCAGCAUGAGCACGCGCAGUUCGAGGUCACGGAACCGGCGAAACUGAUGUGGUUCGAGAAGAUAUUCGUAUAUUUGUGUUUUUUGGAACGCAAUGUGUUGUACCCGGCAGUAGUAGUAGCUGCGAUUACGCAAGACGCACCAUCUAUCGCGGCGAAAUAUGGGGAUGCGGUUGGCGCUCUCAUCAUAUGCGUUUGCGCAUUGAAAUGUCUCAGACACGCCUACUCAGAGCCCGAUUCUCAAUAUUUGAUCCUAGUGUUUGCUUUCUUGCUCUUCCAAAGGGAUCUCAGUGCUAAGCAUAUAUCUGAGACGUUUCUUGUCGAUUAUUUCAUCACCGCUAUUAUCUUCAGUAAAGUGUAUGAAUUUUUGUUAAAGAUUCAAUUUGUGGUGACGUAUAUAGCGCCGUGGCAGAUUACGUGGGGUAGCGCGUUCCAUGCAUUCGCGCAACCGUUCUCUGUGCCGCACUCCGCCAUGUUGUUCCUGCAGGCGGCUGUCUCAGCGCUACUCUCGUCCCCUCUCACUCCGGCGCUGGGUAGCGCAAUCUUUAUGACGUCAUACGUGCGUCCCGUAAAGUUUUGGGAACGCGACUACAACACGAAGAGAGUGGACCAGAGCAACACGAGACUGUCUUCGCAACUCGAAAGGAAUCUCGGAGCAGACGAUAAUAACCUAAACUCCAUAUUCUACGAGCACUUGACCCGUUCGUUGCAACAUUAUCUAUGUGGAGACUUGAUGCUCGGUCGUUGGGGCCAAGUUCAACAAGGAGAUUGUUUCGUGUUAGCGUCGGACUACUUAAACUGUUUGGUGCAUAUAGUAGAAAUGGGCAAUGGACUAGUAUCGUUCCAACUGCGAGGGCUAGAGUUCCGGGGCACUUACUGCCAACAAAGGGAGGUGGAGGCUAUAUCAGAGGGGCCGGAGGAGAGCAGUGAAGGCUUAUGCACUGGGCUAUGGUGGUGCGGUGGUAGAGUGUUAGCCCCCGGCGCCGCUUGGGCGUUACGUUGGCUAGCUUGGCAAUUAGCCAGCGCCCGUUACGUACUAGAAGGGUACAGUGUCAGCGACAACAGCGCCGUAUCAAUGCUGCAAGUGUUCGACUUCAGGAAGGUGCUGUUAACCUACUACGUCAAGAGUAUUAUCUACUACACUAUCCAGUCGAACAAAUUAGAGGAGUGGUUGUCAUCGCCGGUGCUCGCGGAAGCUCUAAAGCCGAUGAACGAGAGGACAUUCGUAGACUUGGAUCCGAUAUUUAAUGUCAAUUUGGACGAAGAUUAUGACUUUCGCGCGUCUGGUAUAACGAGGAGCAGAUUUUGCGCGAUCUACCAGGAAUGGAUAGUUCAUUGCGGCGUACGCCGCGGCGCCGGGUGGAGAAGACGCGCCGCCGCCAAGGACUCGCCGCUCGUGACGCUGUGCUUCGCGCUCAGCCUGGUGGGGCGCCGGGCGCUCGCCGCCGCGCAGCACCUGGCCGCCUCCAGCGUGGAGUUUUUCCUUUACGGCCUGCAUUCACUGUUCAAGGGCGAUUUUAGGAUCACUUGCGCGCGCGACGAAUGGGUGUUUACUGACAUGUCGCUACUGCAUUCUGUGCUCGCGCCAGCUAUACGGAUGGCUUUAAAACUACAUCAGGACCACUUCAUGUUCCCCGAGGAGUAUUGCAGCAGCUCCGCUUUGUACAAGGCGAUAGCGUCGCACGCGCAACGUCUAGUGAUCUGCCACGAGGCGGCGCCCGCUUGGCGAUACAACGUACUGCGGGGAGCGCCGCAUCUACUGGCGCUGAGACACGUGAUGGAUGAAGGCAACGACGACUACAAGAUAAUAAUGUUGAACAAGCGACAUUUAGGAUUCCGAGUCAUCAAGUUGAACCGGGAAUGUGUGCGUGGUCUUUGGGCCGGACAACAACAGGAAUUAGUCUACUUGAGGAACCGCAACCCGGAAAGAGGGUCUAUACAAAAUGCUAAGCAGGCGCUGCGCAACAUAAUCAACUCAUCCUGUGACCAACCAAUCGGGUACCCUAUAUACGUGUCACCGUUGACUACUUCAUACGCGGACACUUCGCCGCAGCUCUGCUCGUUGCUCGGAGGACCCGUUACAGUCACAGCCAUCAAGGAACGAGUCACCGCUUUGUGGAGACGUAUCCGGCGGCGUUGCGGGGAGGGUUGCUCGAGCGGAGGAGGGGGCGGGGGUGGUACCGCGUGCGAUGCGGCCGCGGCCGAGGCGGGCGCCGCGCGGGUCGCCCAGACGCCGCGACACUCCGCGCUGCAUCUGUCGCGCACCUCGCUAGCUGGGACUCGCGGCAGCUUGGCCAGUGCUGGUAAGCCGACGUCGUCGACCUUAGCUUCGCUAGCGGGUUUGCUUAGGGAGCACUCGCACGAGAGAACUCUAGAAGAAGCCGCUUACGGCAGCACACAAGACAACGGUUCCCCGCGCAGGCGCAGCGAAGAACGCGCUAGUUCUGCCCCCGGGGCACGUCGCGAGAGAAAUAUGCGCGCGCGAACCGCUGCUAAGGAACCAGCUAGGCAGGCUAGUAACCGCAGCCGUUUGAGACGCGAGCGAGCGACGCCGGCGUCAUUCAGACUGCUGGCUGCGGACAACGCGCGCGAUCCGAACGCUCGGGCACACGCUAGCGGAUGUCUCGAUGCUCAGGGAUCUGGUAGCGGCUGGGAAAGCGCCUGGCGAGAUCAGCCCAGACGAGCGGCGAGUGCUAAGGUAUCAAGUGGUCGAGUUCCUAGCGCGGAAUCUUCUUUAGAAGACUUAACGCUAACGCCGAGUGGACUCGAUCUCUCGCUGCCAGACUGCAAGAUCAUCGCCAACAGAAACGCCAGGCAAGAGAGAGACUUUAAAAGAUAUUUUAUAAACGAAGGCACAUCAAAGGAUCUGUCGAAACUAAGCAAAGAGAUACGGCACGAACGAGAGAGUUACCGCGACCUCACCGGCCGGUACAUAGAGAAACCCGAAUCUAUUCAACUCAAGGAGACCCAUUACUCGGAUCUGUCGCACAAAGAGUCCGUACUCAAGAAAGAAGCCAAAAAGGACCCAAAAGUCAAAGAGAUAAAGACUAAAAUCAAACGCUCCGAUUCGGGUAAAAGCGAACUGAAGAUGAACGUAAGCGUCGGCAGUAAAGUUCUGAUAACUGAGCCGUUGGGAGUUUACGAUUGCAUCAACUUGGGAAGGAGGAUCGAUGUCCAGUGGCCGUCGGAGUAUCAAAGGGAGAGGGGCGGAAGGAAUUUCUGGGGGAGUUGGGUGCCACUCGCGGGAAUGGACGGAUUGGUUGUACACAAAUGGACGCCGAACCACAGAGACCCAAAACUUCGAUCUCACGUCGACAAGUGCAUUCUGCUCAUAGAGAUAGACGACAAAUUUGUUCCUAUCGCAGAGAACUGCGUGCAAGAUCUGGGCGACGAAGUCUGA
Messenger RNA from Chilo suppressalis (striped riceborer), 8490 nucleotides. The record is from the annotation of a GenBank genome assembly. Lineage: Eukaryota; Metazoa; Arthropoda; Insecta; Lepidoptera; Crambidae.